Molecule: messenger RNA, 900 nt
Organism: Colletotrichum karsti
Lineage: Eukaryota; Fungi; Ascomycota; Sordariomycetes; Glomerellales; Glomerellaceae
Exons: 1
Coding region: 1-900 (299 amino acids)
Source: RefSeq, a predicted model, not a curated record
AUGACCGCUCUCAACGCUCGUGUCGCCGGCACUGUCCGCCAGCAGAUUGUCGACAAGCCCGCUCAGAACGCGCUCAAGCCCGUCUCGACCGGUAUCAAGAAGUCUCCUAAGGCUUCUUCUCCACCCAAGCGCAAGGCUUCACCCAACGUCUUUGGCAAACGUCAGAAGCCUCGCAAGGGAUCCAAGGCUGCCAAGGCGGCUGAGAUCCUCCGCAACGGCAACUUCUUCUCGCUCGACAAGCUCGCCUCACCCGCCCCGAAGCCGUACAAGAUCCUGUCCUCCGAUCGCGCUCCGCAGCAAGACCUCACCCCCGAGCAGCUAGGUGCCAGGGUCCUCGCCAACCGAAAGCGCCAAGAAAACGUCGAGAACUGCUUGAAGCCGAUGAAGUGCCUCGACCUGCCCCCGAAGAAGGUCGUCCCUACCGGCACGGUUGCACCCAAAGACAAGUGCGCCAAGUCUCUCAAGAACAUCACCGGCUUCAAGUUCCUCGACGACUCCGCCAUCUCCGCGAGAACCCUGACCUCGCUCGCCACCGCCUGCGGCUUCGAGAAGCGCGAGAACCCGGCCUACGCACACUCUCGCGUCCAGGAGUUCCUCUUCGAGGCCGCCGACCGCUGCGUCCGCAGCCGCGGCGAGUACCUGUGCAACACCGCCGCCGACAGCGAGACGCACUUCUACAUCCGCAUCUACAACCAGCUGAGGCGGCGGUACAAGGACGACGACUCCAUCGACAUCACCAAGAUGGGGCCUGUUGAACUUCGCGAACUGAUGGACGCGCUCGUCAUCGCUCGCUUCGCCUUCAUGAUGGAGGUUGCCGAAGGCGACAUGGAGGAGGAGACCCGUUUGACCUACAUCGCCGACAGGUGGGAUGGGGUCUGGGGCCAGAAGAAGCGUAUGUGA